Rhineura floridana is the source of this 5459-nucleotide messenger RNA. RefSeq names its product eukaryotic translation initiation factor 2 alpha kinase 4 (gene EIF2AK4). The transcript is spliced from 39 exons. Bases 186 to 5168 code for a protein of 1660 amino acids. The record is from RefSeq and is a predicted model, not a curated record. Gene Ontology annotation, cellular component: cytosol. NCBI's taxonomy places the organism in Eukaryota, Metazoa, Chordata, Lepidosauria, Squamata, Rhineuridae. Gene Ontology annotation, biological process: regulation of translational initiation by eIF2 alpha phosphorylation; DNA damage checkpoint signaling. Gene Ontology annotation, molecular function: eukaryotic translation initiation factor 2alpha kinase activity; ATP binding; protein binding.
GCCGAUCCUUCCUUGAGUUUCUUCUCGCGCCGUCGCAAGGGGCAGCAGCGGUGUUUACAAGGGCCCGCAAGCGGGGCGGAAGCAACAGGCCGCUCAUUCCCGCCCACCACUGUUCAACGGAGGCGAGGGCCUGGCGCAGCUGCUCUUACUUCCAUGUCUCUGGGGUUCGGUUCCCCGGAGCUGAGAUGGCCCAGGUGAGCGGUCUGUGGCAGCCGCGGGGAGAGACUACCGAGGCGUCCCCGGAGCAGCCCGAGACCUACCAACUUCGCCAGGAGAACGAGCUGCAAGUGCUGGAAUCUAUCUACGGGCGGGACUUCCAAGAUUUGCGGCUCGGCCAGCCGUGGAAGGUACAACAGGCUCCAGAAAUCACUCUAAUUUUGCGACCUCAGGGCUUGACUGGUGACCAUGAAGUCCAUGCCAAAGUUGACUUGUGGGUAAAGUGUCCCCAAACCUACCCUGAUGUUGUUCCAGAAAUUCAGCUAAAAAAUGCAAAGGGUUUGUCAAAUGAAAACAUUAACUUGUUAAAAUCCAGGCUAGAAGAAUUAGCAAAAGAGAAUUGUGGGGAGGUGAUGAUAUUUGAACUAGCAGCUUACGUGCAGUCAUUUCUCAGUGACUACAAUAAGCCACCUUUAAAAUCUUUCCAUGAAGAAAUGCUAAAGAAUCAACAAAAGGAACAAGAAAGGCUAGCCAAGGAAGAAGAGUGUCGAAUUCAAGACCUUAGAAGAAAAGAAGAACAGAUGCAACGUGAAAUUCUUGAUGAGAUUCAGAGAAGGGAAGAAGAAAAGAAAGAGGAAAGAAAAAGGAAAGAAAUAGCAAAACAGGAGCGUUUGGGAAGUGCUGCUUUAACAAGCCAGGAAAUCUCUACCAGCAGAGAUGCUAUAGGGAACAAAAUAAUUUCCAGUUUAAAUGAAGGUGCUACAGAACAUGGAGGGAACAAUAAAUAUCGUACAAAUUCCACAGGGCGUUCAAAGAGAGAGUGCCAGCUUUCUGCUUGCAGUAAUGAAGAUUCUCCAGGAACUUCUGAAGUCUUAUAUUUCAAUAUCAGUAGUAUUGGUCAACUUAAGGUACACAAAGGAAAGUGUAUAGGCAAGGAUGAGCAACUUGGUAAAUCAGUCUACAAUGCUUUGGAGAUGUGCACUGGUAAUUUUGUCCUGGUGCAUGAAUGGGUACUUCAGUGGCAAAAGAAAAUGGGAAAAUUUCUCACAAGCCAAGAACAGGAAAAAGUUGAAAAAUGCAAGAAACAGAUUCAAGGAGGAGAAGCAGAGUUCAGUUCUCUAAUGAAGUUAAACCAUCCCAACAUAGUCCGUUACCUAUCUAUGACCUUUAAAGAGCACAACGACUCAAUUGUGGUAGACAUCUUGGUGGAAUAUAUUAGUGGAUCCAGCCUUUCUAUGUACUUGGACAAAGAGAUUCCCCUUCCUAUGGAUCAGCUGCGCCAUUACACAACCCAGCUUUUGUCAGCUCUUGACUACUUACACAGUAAUUCAGUGGUACACAAGGUCCUAACCGCAUCCAGCAUUCUGGUGGAUAGUGAAGGAAAAAUCAAAGUGACAGAUUAUAGUAUUUCCAAACGCUUGGCGGAUAUCUGUAAGGAGGAUGUUUUUGAACAAACCAAAGUUCGAUUUAGUGAGGAUGCCCUGCCGAACAAACCAGGGAAAAAAGGAGAUGUGUGGCAAUUGGGGUUGUUGCUUCUUGCUCUCAGCCAAGGGCAAAUAACUAAGGAAUAUCCAGUCAUAAUUCCAAAUGAUUUGCCUGCUGAUUUUCAAGACUUUCUGAAAAAGUGUGUUUGCUUGGAAGACAAAGAACGAUGGAGCCCUCAGCAGCUAUCACAACAUAAUUUUAUAAACCUACCACCACAAGUACCGGUAAUGGAAGAAACCCCAGAAGAUUCAGCAGGAAUAGAUGAUAUUGAAACUGUUAUUCCCAGCAGUCAGAUUGCUGGUGAUGUAUUCUUCACAGAAAAGCAGAGGCAAUUUUCUCGUUAUUACAAUGAGUUUGAAGAGUUACAGUUGCUUGGUAAAGGGGCCUUUGGAGCUGUCAUCAAGGUCCAGAACAAACUGGAUGGCUGCUGUUAUGCAGUAAAGCGCAUUCACAUAAAUCCCACAAGCAAGCAAUUUCGAAGAAUUAAAGGGGAAGUGACGUUGCUAUCACGACUGAACCAUGAGAACAUUGUGCGGUAUUACAACGCAUGGAUAGAGAAAUACGAGAGGCCUUUGCUUAGUACUCCAGCAUCGGAAACCACAGAAGGGAAAAAAGUAGCUGACAAGCUGACUCUGAAUGGGAAGGGCGAAGAGGAGUCUAUGGAUGACAUAGAAGCAAAUGCUCCUCCUCCUGUUCUGACCAGUUCAGUGGAAUGGAGCACCUCAUGUGAGAGGUCAUCAAGUGCCAGGUUCAGUGGAGGUGAUCAGGAAUCCAGUGAUGAUGACGACGAUGACGACUGUGAAGGGGUAUUUUCACAGUCAUUCUUGCCCGCAGCAGAUUCUGAAAGUGAUAUCAUUUUUGAUCAUGAAGAUGACAACAGUAAAAGUCAUGUUAUGGAUGAAUGCUACAAAGGAAAGGACAGUCAUAGUGGAGAGGAUGGAACAGCAGUGAUUCAGACUGUGCACCACCUGUACAUUCAGAUGGAAUAUUGUGAAAAGAGUACCUUGCGAGAUACCAUUGACCAAGGCUUAUAUGAAGAUACCAAUCGCCUAUGGAGACUUUUCCGGGAAAUUUUGGAUGGGUUAGCUUAUAUCCAUGAAAAGGGAAUGAUUCACCGAGAUCUGAAACCGGUCAACAUUUUUUUAGAUUCUGGAGAUCAUGUGAAAAUUGGUGAUUUUGGUUUGGCAACAGAUCACCCAGCAUAUGCAGCAGACACUAAACAAGAAGGAGUUUCAGAUAAUUGUUUGGCUAAAAGUGAUCCUUCUGGUAACUUAACAGGAAUGGUUGGUACCGCUCUCUAUGUGAGUCCAGAGGUUCAAGGAAAUACUAAAUCUACUUACAAUCAGAAAGUGGACCUCUUCAGUUUGGGAAUAAUAUUCUUUGAGAUGUCUUACCAUCCGUUGAUUACUGCAUCGGAAAGGAUCUUUGUUCUCACUCAGUUAAGGCUUCCUUCUACUGAAUUUCCAAAAGACUUCGAUGAAGUGAAAAAUGCAAAGCAGAAAUUGGUUAUUGCUUGGCUGUUAAACCAUGAUCCUUCAAAACGACCAACUGCUAUGGAGCUGUUAAAAAGUGAACUUCUUCCUCCACCUCAGAUGGAGGAGUCUGAACUUCAUGAAGUGCUGCAUCAUACUUUAGCAAAUGUGGAUGGGAAAGCUUACCGGACAAUGAUGGGCCAGAUAUUCUCACAGCGCAUCUCUCCAGCAAUAGAUUACACCUAUGACAGUGAUAUCCUCAAGGGUAGCUUUUCGGUGCGGUCAGCCAAGAUUCAGCAACAUGUAUGUGAAACAAUCAGCCGAAUCUUCAAAAGACACGGAGCUAUCAAGUUGCAUACCCCCUUGCUAAUGCCUAGGAACAGAAAACUGUAUGAACACAAUGAAGCUUCAUAUUUAAUGGAUCACAGUGGAAUGCUGGUGAUGCUUCCUUAUGAUCUCAGGAUUCCUUUUGCAAGAUUUGUAGCUAGAAAUAACAUAACAAACUUGAAAAGAUAUUGCAUUGAGCGGGUUUUCAGGCCUCGGAAAUUAGACUGCUGUCACCCAAGAGAGCUCUUAGAAUGUGCAUUCGAUAUAGUAACCCCUGCUGGCAACAGUUUUUUACCUGUUGCAGAAGCAAUCUACACAAUUUCUGAAAUAAUCCAAGAAUUUUCUGUGCUGCAGGAAAGAAACUAUAGCAUUUUCUUGAAUCACACUGCCUUACUGAAAGCUAUCCUUCUGCAUUGUGGAAUACCUGAAGAUAAGUUCAAUCAAGUUUACAUCAUUCUGUAUGAUGCUGUGACUGAAAAGCUAACUAAAAGAGAAGUGGAAGCCAAGUUCUGCAACAUUUCUCUGACAUCAAACAGUCUUGUUCAACUCUACAGAUUUAUUGAGCAAAAAGGAGAGUUGCAAGAUUUAACCCCAUUGUUAAACACAAUGUUAAAGCAAAAGACUGGGGUCACCCCCUUGGUGAAACUUGGCAUGAAAGAGCUUGAGGAAACAAUAGGUCUGUUAAAGAAACUUUGCAUAAAAUUUCAGGUAUCCAUAAAUUUGGGGCUGGUUUAUAAAAUACAGCAACACAAUGGAAUUAUAUUUCAGUUUAUUGCAUAUAUUAAACGCAGACACAGGAUAGUUACUGACAUUCUUGCUGCUGGGGGUAAAUAUGAUCAUCUGAUUCCACAGUUCAGGGGCCCACAAGCAGUUGGUCCAGUUCCUUCGGCAGUUGGAGUCAGCAUAGCUAUUGACAGAAUAAGCUCAGCAGUUUUGAAUAUGGAGGAGCCUAUUACAGUGAGCUCUUGUGACCUGCUAGUUGUUAGUGUUGGCCAGAUGUCAAUGACAAGAGCUAUUAAUAUUGUUCAGAAGCUCUGGGCUGCAGGAAUUGCUGCUGAAAUCACGUAUGACUGGUCCCAGUCCCAGGAGGAAUUACAGGAAUAUUGUCGAUGUUCUGGGAUCACCUAUGUAGCCCUCGUCUCCGAUAAAGAAGGAAACCAUGUAAAGGUGAAAUCAUUUGAGAAGGAAAGGCAGACAGAGAAAAGGAUUUUGGAGUCUGAUCUAGUAGAACAUCUUGCUCAGAAACUGAGGACCAAAUUCUGUGACGAAAGAAGUAACAGAGAAACAUUGGAUAAUCUGCCAGUACAAAAUCUAAAAGGUUCAUUUUCUAGUACUUCAGGUUUGUCUGAGCAACAUGGAACUGUAGUAAUACCAAAUGUCUGUAUUGUACCAUCAGAGAAGUUGUCUUUAAGUGCCAGGCGACGUUACGAAAUUCAGGUACAAAACAAACUUCAGACCUGCAUUGCUACUCUGCAACAGAAGACGAGUGAAGUUGAAAUUUUAGCAGUAGAUCUGCCAAAAGAAACUAUAGUACACUUUUUAUCGUUAGAGUGUGAUGCAGAUGAUCAAACCUUCUAUACAACUGUGAAACAACUGAUGUCACGAUUGCCAAAACAAAGAUACAUUGAACUAAUUUGUGAUGAAAUCUACAAUAUUAAAAUUAAAAAAAGAGUGCCCGUGCUUGUCCUCUACACUUACAGAGAUGACUAUUACAAAAUUAUAUUUUAGUAAUGAAUGUUUAAAGACACACACAAUUUACUGUACUGGAGUGCUACCUGGAACCAAUACAUGCUUCCAGUCAUGUUAAUGUAAAGGAACAUUUUGCACACUUGUUGCUGAGACAAAUUCUGCUGAGAGGAAGACCGGGACAAUUACUACCUUUUGAAGUAUUAAGAAUCUAGCUCCUUACUCAUAAGUUUACUCAUAGCUCCUUUGCAUACACUCUCUGUUCUCUAAUGCUGUAAAUCUUGCCAGAAUGUAUUGUACAGUAGCCAUUUUUAUAAAGGCUUCAUUUGGAUA